AUGACGACCAGCUACAUUGAGAUGUACUAUCUCAGGUUGCAGGACCGGUGGUUUUGGCGUCUGAGGAACAACAAGGUGCAGGAGGGUUACCCCAUGCAGAUCGAUCAGUUCUGGAAGGGCCUGCCACCUCGCAUCGACGCUGCCUACGAGAGAUCUGAUGGCAAAUUUGUCUUCUUCAAAGGUGAUAAGUACUGGGUGUUUAAGGAAGUCACGGCUGAGCCGGGUUACCCUCACAGCCUGGUGGAGCUGGGCAGCUCCCUCCCCAAAGAUGGCAUCGACACGGCGCUGCGCUGGGAGCCGGUUGGAAAAACCUACUUCUUCAAAGGGGACCAGUACUGGCGUUACAACGAGGAGAAGCACACGGCGGACCCAGGAUACCCCAAACCCAUCACUGUGUGGAAGGGCAUACCAGAUGCACCGCAGGGGGCUUUCAUCAGCAGGGAGGGAUACUACACAUACUUUUACAAGGGGAAGGAGUACUGGAAGUUCGACAACCAGAAGCUGACGGUGGAACCCGGAUACCCCAAGUCCAUCUUGCGUGACUGGAUGGGCUGCGAGCAGUCUGACAUGGAGCGCUCCGGCAGCAAGGGUAACCGCGGAGACCGCCAGCUGCCCCUUGACGAUGUGGACAUCAUGGUGACCAUCAACGAUGUCCCCACGACUGUCAACGCCAUCGCUGUGGUGAUCCCCUGCAUUCUGUCGCUGUGCAUCCUGGUGCUGGUGUACACAAUCUUUCAGUUUAAAAACAAAGGAGUGCAGCAGAACACCGUUGGGCAGCACUUCUACAAAUACCCUGUUCAGGAGUGGGUAUGACAGGCAACUUUCCUUUGAAUAGGUCAAAGUUGACGGAUUGAUGGGGGUCAAGCAGUCGUCAUAUUGUUAGCUGGCUUAUGUUGGCUAAUGGCCAAUGACGCUAGCUAAAAACAAUGGAAAGUUAAUGCCGAAUGAUGCUAAUUGCGCUAGCUAGAGAUGUAAAUCGGCGCACCCUGAAAUGCUCUGCGGGAGUAGAUUUAGACGUUGUCUCAGAGUGAGUGUGUGUGUGUGUGAGAGAGAGAGAGAGAUUUGUGCCUGUCUUGUGACACAAGCGCUUCAGUGUAAAACAGGAAGGACACUUAUUUUGUCUUUUCCCGUUCCUCACCGGGCAAGGAAACUUUAAACAAACAUGGCUAAGGACAGCGAGAACAGGUCUGCAAAGACUCCAGGAGGAUCUGAUUGGCUGGAUACUGAUAAACAGCAGAUGUUUUUAUUUGCACACAACUUCUCUGGCUAUAUGAAAAAGUGUCUUAUGAGCGACACUGAACUUUGGAUAUUUCUUCUGGGACCUACAUCACGAUUCUUCUUCUCAGUGAAAAUAAAAAAAUAAAGGAUUUGGGGCAGAAUGAAAAAUGCUCCUUAAAGCCAGACACCACCUCCAAGUUUGUUAUAACAACAGCGUGAACUACUUCGACUAUUAAGUCUGAUGAAAUUUAAUGAAAAAAAAAAAGGUUUAAAAAUAUUAAACUUGAAGAUAAAAUUUAGGUAGAAAGGCCAUAAUAAAAAGAAAACCAAGGAUCUCUCUGUGGAUCACUGAAUUUAGUUUAAUUUAUUUUCAGUUGUAUGGAGAUGUAAAACUGUUAAAGAGGACCUUUUUCUCUCUUUUUUCACCAGACACAUUAAAAUGCAUCUUCACCACCAUUAGCUCAGACCUUUUUCGACUUAAAACUCCAUCAGCUGAUAAAACAAAAGAAAUUCUUUAUCUUGAACCGAUGGGUUUUGGGAGAUGUAGAAUAGCAAGUCGUCAGCAUAUAAUGACAGAAUAGAUAAAUGACAAGUUCAACAGCCUUAUCUUUGUCUUAACAGGCCUAACACUUUUGUUCAUAUUUUACAAGUUGCACACAACCAGGGCCCAUAUUUAUCAAACUGCUAAGAGUGAAAUUGUGGACUUAAGUGAAAGAUGAAAGUAUGAAAAAAAAGCUGCUUAUCAAAAUUAUUACAACUUCAACUUGCUCUCAAAUUUAAGGGCUCUGCAGAGGUGUUUACGAGUGACUCCUAGAUGAUGAUUAAUACGUUCACUGAAGUGCGUUUCAGCCCACUGUUUGCAUUUUGUUUGAACAUUUAAUCAGAUGUUUUUCUACUUUCCUUUUCUAGCAUAUGGCAGUGGUGCAAAAAGUAAUUUCCUUUUAAGCCAAUUUACUUUUAAUUAAUCCGUAUUUAUAUAUUAUAAAUAUAUCAAACUGAAUUUUAUGUUAAUUGCUACUUGAGAUAUGAACAGCAGAGUCAUUUUAUUCUUGCUGUUUUUAAAUGUUACUCUUUCACUUUGCCAUUAAGUAGGAGUAAGUUGCUUCAUAAAUGUGUCUCACGCUCCGGAAAGAGCAAUUCUUAAGUGUAAUUCUUAACAUUUUGAUAACUAUGGGCCCUGAGCUUAACUAGUUAGCUUAGUUUGUUCCUUGAGUCCGUCUUUAUCCUCAUCUUUGUAUUUUUCUCUUUCUACGCUGUAGUGUGGAGGCUCCUGAAGAUGUGAAAGAAUUAGAGAAGUCCGAAAAGGGAGGAAAUAGGGAGAGAAAGUAAAUUGACUGGGAGGUCGAAUAAAGCAGGGUUUGAAUAGACAGAGGAGGAAGGAGGGAUGCACACAGGAUAUAUGUGGGUCUGUAUUAGUAUGCUGGCUGUGGCUCGGCAACAUCGACAGAGCUUAAAGAAGUACUUCUGUUCACAAAGCUCUAAUAGGGGCUACUCGCCCACCACAUCCCCUCGCUUUAAUCCUGCUGUCCUCCCUCUGUCUUUUCUCACUGUCCUCUUGUAAUUCUUCCCGUCCAUCUGGCCUCUCCUCUCUCAGUCCAUUUGCUCUCUCCGUCUAUUUAAUCUUUCCCCCUCUCCUCUGGCCAUCUGUGCUGCUCUCACUCGCUACUUACCUUGCCUGUCUUUACGUCAUUUUACCAAUACACAUAUAUCUGUAUCCAGUCCGCUUAACACCCCAGGUUGCUUGUUCACAUUCAGUCCAUUCAGUCCGUUCAGUCAGGCUGCUUUCAUGAUGACUUAAUAUUUAUUGUUAAAACUAAGGGGCUUGUAAUUUGCCUCCAGUGUUGUCAAACGUGCCAACAUUUCUUAUUGUCUUUGGCUCUAAAUGGUCGACUUUUACUCAAAAGAGGGGUUUGUCGACACAGGCAAGGCAAUUUUAUUAGUCUGGCACCGUUCAACCAGACAAUUCAAAGUGCUUUGCAUAAGAUAAAAAAGUAAAAUAAAACAGAAGAUAAAAAUAAGCUAACAGACAAUAAAACAUAUAAUGAGAGAAUAAAAAUUACAGUGCUUUGCUGUUAAUAUGUAGUCCUAAGUUUAAUUUAAUAAAAACAUCCCUGGUUUUAAAGAAGAGUUGGCGAAUAUGAGAAGUCAAGUUUUAAGGCAGUUCAUUUCAGAUAUGUGGAGCAUAAAAACUGAAAGCUGCUCCUCCAUGUUUAGUUUGGACUCUGGGGACAGAAAACAGACCCGAUCCAAAACAUCUGACAGGUCUGGACAGUUCAGAACAUAGCAGUAGAUCAAAAAUGUAUUUUGGCCCUAAACCAUUCAGUGCUUUAUAAACCAACUGCAGUAUUUUAAAGUCAAUUCUGAACUGGGGUGAUGUGGUCUCUCCUGGUCUUAGUGAGUGAAUCUGCUGCAGAUGUCUGAUCUUUUUAGAGAGACCUGUAGACUACUUAAGCUUGGGGCACGCUUUUCUAAAUCCCACUGAGCCAUAAAGUAUUCUAACUCUUGCUUUAUUAUUAAGAAUCUGACAGUGGGCUGAUCUUGGCUCAGAAAACAGUUUGCUUAUCUGGAGAAGUUUGGCACAUCCAAUCGAUGAUUUGUUCAGUGCACUUAAUCAGUGCUUGUAUGGGACAUAGUCGGUGAUCUCAUUACAUAAAUCUGUGCUGUCUCCAUAAUUAUGGUAAGAUAUUGUUUUGUUUCCAGUAAUCUGUGCUAGUGGGAGCAUGUAGAUGUUGAACAGAGGCCCCAGAAUGGAGCUUUGGGGAACCCCACAUAAUUUUUGUACACUCAGAUAUGAAAUUACUAAUCAACCUAAAGAAGUCCCUGUCCUUCAAACAGGAUUUAAACCAGUUGAGCACUGUGCUAGAAGUUCCAACCCUAGUUUGUCUAGUAAAAUUUCUAGGCUGUAAACACCUUGUGUUACUUUACUCAUUUAUAUGUUGUAUAGAUUUCUAUGGCAUAAUGUUAAGUUAUUUGCACCAAUUUUAGGAUUUAUCAACUUGCAAAAGGGGGCUGUGAUUAGGACUAUGGUCACAAUUCCAAUCUCAGAAAGACAUUAAGAUUUGAUAGAAUAGAUCGAACACUCCUAAAUUGUUUUAAUUUUUCCUUUCUCAAGGCUUCUGGCCCAUUUGUAUUUUCUGUGAAGCUUGAAUAUUAUAAAUAGCUGUCAUUUUGCGAUGUUAACAAGUAACACGAUUUAUGCAAUUGACCAUGCGGGGGGGUGCACAUACGGACAGUUAGAUUUGAGACAUCUUGUGCGACACUCAAAUCUUCAGCAUUCCUUCUCAAACAGCAGCACUGGAGUUCUAACUUAGCAUGCUUUAUUUGAAUUCACAAGCUGCUCAUUUAAAUGUCAUUAACUCCAAUAUGACUCAUAAUGGUUCAUUCAGAGGCCAGUCAGCUCUCCAGAGGCGGUUUGGAGUCCCCCACCCAUGACCUCCUACCGCAGGCUAGAAAUCACUGUUGUAGGGCGAGUUGGGACAUCUUAACUGAGUCACUGUUUAUCUCACUGUCUGUAUAACUCUGCUGAUUUUCAGUUAAAGAUUUAAAUGCCUCUCUUUUAGUUGAGAAGAGAUUUAGAAAUGUAUUUUAAAACAACCUCCUUGUUUUUAUCAUGUUCCUGAAAACUUGUAAAGAGUUUUUCUCAAUAUUAUCCACACACAAAUGCACACAAAUAAUGCAGUAGGGUGCAGCGUGUCUCUCCACAUGACUUUCAAGGCUACUUUAUACUCUGUACAUCUCUCCCUCUGUCUCCCUUGUUCUUGUUCUCAUUCGCUCAGCUUUGUACCUUAUUCACCGAGCUCUCAGUCCUGCAGUAAUUGAAUGUGUUCUCAUCGCAAUUCCUUGCUGCUGUCAAGAGCAAUUCAGCACAUGCAGCAUUCAGCACAAAUCGAUGUCGUUCAAUAUCCCACAGCGCUAUUUGACUCGGUGGGGAAAAAAACGCAUAUUUGUUCCUUGAGGGUUUACAAUAAACACAGAACAAGACAUUCUGCUCCUUUUACCUUUAAGCCUAUAUACAGCAUACAGAAUCUGUCUGCUGGGAGUUUGUGGAAACAUGAAUGUCUCUCCAAAGAAAAUUACCUAUUGGACCAAGCUUGUCUUUCGCUUUGUUUUCUCAGCUUGAGUGUGAUGAUCUGGACAGAUGAACUUGAUUGAUGGAGAAAAAAAAAAGUUGCAUUCCAAAAGAAGAUAUCGAUCAUUUGGAUGAAAUUAAGGCUCACAUACAUGAAUUAAUCGUCUAAUUAUUUUCUAUAUUAAUCAGUUUUAUAUGAAAUAUCAUAGAAUAGUGAUUGGUGGGCCCAAAGUGACAUCUUCAAACAGUCCAAAACUCCAAAGAUAAUCAGUUUAUGAUCAGAUCAGACAAAAAAGUGGCAGCAAAUAACCACAUUUGAGAGGUUUGCGUAUUUACUUGAAAAAAUCAUUUAAAAUUUAGAUAGACUAAUUUUAGAUAGUCACAUACUUAAUAUGUAUACAGCAUGUUUACAAAAUGGGAAUAUGGUGGAAAAAAAAUCUAAUAAUUUGAUUGAAUUUCAUAAUUGACGCUGAAUAUAUUACUGUGUAAGUUGCACCAAAGUAAUUUUUUGUAUUAUUAAUUAAUAAUUGAUGAACUGCUGCUUUCACAAAGGAUGUCGGUCACUUUGGAAUGAAACCCUUCAAUGGUGAUGAACAAUUGAUCAGAGUUACAAAACACUGAAGAUGUGGCUCAUGAUAUCACCAGAUUAUUAGACGAUGAGAUUGUGUAAAUCGACAAGAAAUGGAAAUUAGCUUGUACGUUUACAUGCAGCAAAACUAGCAUUCAUGUGGAGUCAUUAGGAUUAUGAGUUCUGUAGCCAUGAGUAGUUUAGAAAGGCUCCAUUUUGGGACUGUUUAUCGCGAUACCACUGUGUUAUGUUUAAAUUCUUUGAUUGUCUUCCUGAAUAUUCUGGGGGGGAAAACACUCUACAGGUCAAGCUAACAACUUUAUCAGUUAAUUUAUUUCUUGGCUGAACCUUUUACUAAACCACUUCAGGUUUUCUGCUUUUGUGCACUUCUUAGACAAGACAGGCUAAAAGGGGGUAGAUACGGGAUCCGUGUACUUGGCUGAGGUGGUCAUCAGAUGUGCUCUGCUUGACGCUAGUGCUCUUUGUAGAGUUGUGAAGCGUUGCAGGUUUGUCAUUAGCUCAGUGUUUCGUUACUCUGUGAUUUAACAUGAGAGAUGAUGGGAAGGUGAGUUGUUCUCUUGGUGUGUUCUCCCUGAGGGGGUUGGAACAUUUUAUCAAGCUAACAAGGGGUCUCCAUCCCACUUCAACACAAAUCUCCCAGUUCAUUCCACGCGCUCAUUGUUGUUCUUGGUGCUCAUUCUUAAUGUAAAUGUCAGAAGUGUAGUUGUUGUCUGAAAAUAACUUGCAUACAGGAUUACUUACUUCAGCGUUGCUAUCAGGUACUUACUGUAGGGUUUACAGUAGCAGAUGUGCAGGCAGAUUAAACCGCCAUUCAUCUCUUUAUACGUUGCAAGCCACUGAGUCGCUGCACUGAUGCAAUCGGGGAUUAAGUGCCUUGCUCCACGGCACAUCAGCAGGGAGAGAAGAGCACCUCUCGUGCAGUUCAUCGUGCUGAUUUCUACAGCGAUUUCCAGGACGUUAAAGCCAGCAACUUUGUGGUUGGUUGCUUGAACCCUAACCCUCCUGCCGCCCCCCGAUGUUGCUUUGACGACGAAUGACUCCUGUUCUCACAUCAUCCUCACCCAGUAACAGUGAUUAUAUGUAAAGGACACGUUGUGGAGAUUUUACCAGUUAAGCAGUGAGUUCAACUUAGCGUGAUGAGUGGCCUGCAGUACUUAAUGAAAUGUAAUUUGUUGAAUUUUAAUAGGGUGGGUGGUGGGCAGGUAAAACAUUCUUUUCCAUCAUGUUUUGCCUGUGGAGAAAAAAUCUUUACUCUGAUACGUUUCACUCGUAGACAGAGACACCACCCUCUGGGAGAAAAGUCUGUGUAUAUAUUUACUGAGAUUUACAGAAUAGCAGUUUACAAUAGUACAGUGUAUUUCAGCAGAUGUCUGUUUUUGGAAAUGGAAGAAGGGUACUUGAAAACAUACUGUAGUGAUUUAUUGUUGUUUAUUCAUAUUACUUAUGGAACACACAUAAAGACAAAAUAUAUGUACAUGAGAUUUUUUAUCUAUGUGGUGGACACUGUCUGUCCUCCUUCUCUUCUGUUGGAAACUUAUUUAUUCAAACUAUGUUCUAUACUUGUCACAGAGGGCAAAGGGUCCUCUGAAAAUUUGCCUCUUUUUAUGGUUAUUGUGUGCAGACCUGGGACAAACUGGCACUGAUUGUACUUCAUCUACACUGGUGUUGUUGGAUUUGUCUGCCUUGGAGUCCACACCUGCCACUACUCAGUCCUUGUCUUUCUUAGGGUCACUUUCCUCCUCUCUGGCCAUGUCACACCACGUACUGUGCAUCCAUCACGUAAGCAUUACUCUCAAUUCAAAUGAGGAAGGAUGACACUUGGUAGCCACCGUGGCAGGCAGAUAGGUUCAGAGAAAAACUGUCUCUAAGAGCCUGGUGGUGUCUUCACCUCGGGGUCAUUUUGUCCCAGGUCUUGUGAUGUUCUGGUGGCUGUGGACAACAGUGAGUUGCCUUUAAAGGUAGACUUAGUUAUCUGAUAUCGCCCACUCCCAAACAAGGGUGACACUUGCCAACCAUGGUACAUCUGCAUUACAGUAAAUUCAGAAAACUUUCAAUCACUGAGAAGCAACAUAACAAUGCAGAUUUGUUGUGUAUUUGUUAUACAAACGUGUGGAAGGCAGAGUUGCUGUGGACAUAGAACAGAUCUUGGAAAAGCUUUAUUUUAACUGGUAUGUAACUGUAAAAAAAAAAACCUAAAAACUAUUAAUUGGUAGCACAACCUUCUUUUUUGCAAGCAUAUAAUUCAACAUAUUUGGACAAUUACGAUAAUAAAUAAAUAUUUAUAUAUAUUUCAAGAAA
Micropterus dolomieu (smallmouth bass) is the source of this 8174-nucleotide messenger RNA. It is a transcript of the gene mmp24, whose product is annotated as matrix metallopeptidase 24. The record is from RefSeq and is a predicted model, not a curated record. Gene Ontology annotation, molecular function: metalloendopeptidase activity. Bases 1 to 813 code for a protein of 270 amino acids. The transcript is spliced from 4 exons. Lineage: Eukaryota; Metazoa; Chordata; Actinopteri; Centrarchiformes; Centrarchidae.